Molecule: messenger RNA, 2308 nt
Organism: Capra hircus (goat)
Lineage: Eukaryota; Metazoa; Chordata; Mammalia; Artiodactyla; Bovidae
Gene: PRR11
Product: proline rich 11
Exons: 11
Coding region: 299-1393 (364 amino acids)
Cellular component (GO): nucleus; cytoplasm
Source: RefSeq, a predicted model, not a curated record
UAUGGCAAGGGAGAGGCCACUGAGGUGACUCCAUCGUAUCCCCGGACUCUUAAGACUAGUAAGUGCAGGGUUGUCUUCCUACGUUACCUGGGCUCGCUUCUCUUGUAGCUAGAUCUGUUGCUGCUGGCGUUCGUAACGGUUUGCAGAGGUGGGAACUUUGGCUGGACUCAGAGAGGAGAUGAAUUGGAAGAGGAGGGUUAAGGCUGGGAAGAUGUUAAAGAAACGCAAUUGUCAUUUUUAAACCGAACGAAGGGCUCCUGUGUCUGCAGCGCAGAAAGCUAAACUCUGACUGGAAACCAUGCCCAAAUUCAAACAGCGAAGAAGAAAGCUAAAAGCCAAAGCGAAAAGAUUAUUCAAAAGAAAAGAAGCCUCUCACUUCCACUCUAAGCUAGUUACACCUCCUCCUCCGCCACCCUCACCAGAAAGAGCGGUUAUUCCUUCAACAGAUAUACCCAUUAGUAGAAGCUGGCUAAGACUCUCCUGGAACUUCAGAUUUCCCAGUUUUAAAAAUCCAAUAAAGCUUUGGACAAAUAGAGUAUGGUCUAUAUACAGCUGGUGCCAGAGCUGCAUGACCCAGAGUUUCGAAGUUUUAAAAAACACCAUCUUUCCAUCCCGUCUCUGCCACCAAGAACUUCGUAGUCUGAAACAACGGUUUUGCAUUUUGGAAAAUGAAGUAUGCAAGCUCCAGGAAGCACUGAAGGCCAUCUCAGAAAACUCCUCCUGUCCCAGCUGUGGUCAAGCGUGUCACACGGGUCCUGAGCGUCCAGAAGUGCCCACCGGUGCUCCAGCCAGCCCUGCAGACUCCGCAGCUCUCCGUCCUCCCUCCCCAGCGCAGCCAGCCAGUCGCCCUCCACCCCCUCCGCCCCCUCCGCCCCCUCCUCCUCCUCUGCCUCCACCCGCACCACCGACAGCGCCAUUGCUGCUCAGAAAAUCUGCUCUCACGAAAGCACUUCAGGCUGGACCAUUAAAAAAAAAUGGACCCAUGCAGAUAACAGUUAAAGAUCUACUGACUGUGAAAUUAAAGAAGACACAGAGUUUUGAUGAAAGGAGGAAGCUUGUACCAUCACCAAAGGCACAGAACCCACUGGUUACUGUCUCUGACCUGCAACGCGUUACCCUGAAACCGAAGUCCAAAGUGUUAUCAACUCGAGUUACAAAUGUCUUAAUUACUCCUGGUAAAAGUCAGUUAGAUCUACGGAAACUACUUAGAAAAGUCGAUGUGGAGAGGAGCCCAGGUGGAACCCCUCUUACUAAUAAAGAAAAUGUGGGAACAGGAACUGGCCUAACCCCGGUGAUGACCCGGGCCUUGAAGAGAAAAUUUCAGCUGGCUCACCCUAGAAGCCCAACUCAAACUCUGCCGGUUUCUACAAGCAGCUUUGAUGAACAAAACUGAUGCCCCCUCUGCCUGACUCCCAGCAAUGAUCCAUUAAAUGUACAGAUAAAAUGACCCCAAUCCUUUUGAAGUAUAAUAUGUAUAAAUAACUAUAUUAAUAUAUAAUUCAUUUGAAGAAUUAAAAUAUGUAUGGAGCCCAUGUAUACUGUAAUGAAAAGUGGAUAUUAGAAUACUUUCUAGUUUACAAGAUUAUUCACAGGACAGAUGGAAAAAUGUAAUCCCCAAAGUAAUGUUUAUCCUGGAAUUACUCAAUUUAAGUUAGGAAGGUUAUUCCAAUUUAACUAGAUAACUCUAAUUUGUGGUCUAUAGGUACAGUUAUGACAUUAAAAUAACCUGGUACCCAUUCACCUUGGGUAUUCUCAGGAAAUUAAAAAGCAAAAUAUUUCAUCCUGUAAAGCUCAUGCAUUCAUUAAGUGCUACUUAACCCAGAAAGACCCCCUAGAUUUUAUUUCUGUUCCCUAUAAGCAAUUAAGUAAGAUCAUCUCCCAUCCAAACCUAACUAUUCCAAAAGGAUUUGAAGCGAAAGGUCCAACGUAACCUUAAAAAUUAGAAUUUCAUUUCUAGUAUCAUAGGUAUGUAACAAUAUCAGGCCUACUGAAGUCUGGGAUAUUCCUUACUUUGAUAUCUGCUAUCCACAUUUGUACAGCUAAACAUAGACUUCAUGAAGACCUCUGCAUGAACCUUGGGUUUUCUACAGUGCCCCACCAGGGAUUCUCUGAGGUCCAUAGCAGAUUCACUGUGAGGCCUGAUUCUCUGUCCUCAAGCGCCUGUCGAUUCAAUAACAGUAGUUCUGCACAAUCACAGGAUUUUACUUUUUCCUGCCAAUUCAGGGUUGCCAGACUUAACAAAUAUAAAUACAUGCCUGCUAAGUCACUUCAGUCGUGUCCAGCUUUUUGUGACCCAGUGGACAUAGCC